AUGGACGGUUCCUCGUUCGACCCGUCCCGCCUGACCAAGGCCUCUGCCGCAGAGUUCUCUUCGUCCGCCUCCGAAGACGACGACGACUAUGCCUUGCCGGGCGGCGCCGAAGACAACGACUUUGGCGACUUCAACCCUCGGAAGCGGCGUCGCGUCGGGGGAAACAACAAAGAGAAGGCUGCGCUCGGCAUCUUUGGCUCCGACAGCGAGGACGAUGGACCGGGCCACCGGUGGAAGCGAAAGACUUUGAGGAACAAGGGCAUGAAUUUUGUCUCAUCGACAGCGCAGUCAGCACAAGGCACGGACGCCAACGGCGACGACGAUCAAGACGACGAGGACUCGGACGACUACAAGCCCGUUCUCGGCAAUGGCCACGCCGCCCCGGCCCAGGACGAUGAAGAUGAUGAGGACGACGAGGACGACGAGGACGACGAAGCCGGUGGCGGUGUGGGCCUGGGAUUCGCAGGCGCCGCCCAUGGUUUAGGUUGGAGUGCGCGGGAGACGCAGCCCGACCAAGGCAACACCUCGCAGCCGACGCGCCCGCCAUCUAAGCCCAAGACCAAAUUCGAUGGCACCAACGUGCUUGGUCGAGGCUUUGUGCCGUCCUCGGCGUCCGUACCGGUGCUCAACGAGCCGGCGGAUGGGGGAACGCCCCCACCACAGAACAAACCAGCGCCCAGCGCAUUCGGAGCCAAGGGCAAGAUCAACCCAAAGUCCUUUGGCGCCCGGAUGAUGGCGAAGAUGGGAUACGUCGAAGGCAAAGGUCUUGGAAAGGAAGGGCAAGGACGAAACAUUGUCAUCGAGGCCAACCUGCGGCCGCAGGGCGUGGGCCUGGGCGCCGUCAAGGAGAAAUCGGAGCAGGAACGCCAAGAAGAAAAGAGGCAAGCCCGUCUGCGCGGCGAGGAAGUCGUCGACUCGGACGAGGAAGAGAAGAAGAAAAGGAGAGCGAAGAAAAAGGCCCUUGGAACCGCUGGCAGCAGUGCCGGCAGCACGCCCAGGCGGCAAAAGAAAAAGUACUUGACAGCGGAAGAGUUCAAGGCGGCAGCGCCGGGACUCAACAUUCCCGAGGCCUUUGCCCCGAUACUGGACAUGACGGGCCCUGAAGGCAAGAUGCUCACAUCGACGAGCGGCGUCAUGACACCGACCUCGGGCGUCCCGGAAAGCGCCGAAGUCAUCGAGGCCAGGAAACUGGUCAAGCGAGCGCAAGCCGACUUGUUGGCGUUUUCGGAGGAGUGGAAGAGCCUGGAGGAGCGAAAGAAGUGGCUAGAUCUGGAGCUGAAAGAGAGAGAGCAAGAGAUGGACGACCUCCGGUCCGACUUUGAACGGUUGCAAGGCUUCUCGACCCUUGUUUCGGAGCAGCUGGCGCAAAAUUCCGACUGGGCUCAGGUCAUCGGCUGUCUCCAAAAGGCCGUUGAACUGGGCUCAAUCAACACGGAAACGGCAGACAUUGCAGUGGCGGCCAUUCAUCCGUUUCUGAGGGGCACCGACUGGGAUCCUCUGGCGAACCCGACUCGCUUCGCGUCAGACCUCAAGCAGCUAUCCGGCCUGUUCAUGAAAUCCGGCUUGAACAACGACGGCCGGCCGGUCAGCAAAUGGGACGCCUCGGCGGCACAUACGGACGGCGUCUACCGGCGACAUCACAAAGCUACUACGCCCUACGAAAGCAUGAUGUACAAAUGUUGGCUGCCACAGGUGCUCGCUGCGAUCCGCGAGUGGGAUCCCCUCACGCCGGGUUCCAUGCUCGAGGUGGUUGAGAGUUGGAACGACCUGCUACCGCCCUUUGUCCGGGCGCAGCUCAUGGACAACAUUGCACGCAAGCUCGAGGCGGCACUCUCGGACUGGAACCCGAAGAAGAAGCGCCAGACGCACCACCUACCGCAUACGUGGCUCUUCCCGUGGCUGCAAUACCUGCCGCCGUACCACCUCAACCCCAAGGGCACCGGCCUGGUGGCUGACGUGAGGAGAAAGUUCCGACACCUGAUCGAUGCGUGGGAGUUUGAGCGAGGCGUGGUUCCGGGCCUGCGGCAGUGGGAGGAUGUCAUGGGAGACCAGUGGCGGCCGCUGAUCAUGUCGCACGUGCUCCCGUCGAUGGGCCGCUAUCUCCGCAUCAACUUCCGCGUGGAUCCGGCGGACCAGGAGCCGUACCUACCCAUUCUGACGGGCGUUUUGAAGUGGCAACGCUUGCUCGGCGGCGCGGUGAUAGGCGAGGUGCUCGCACAGGGCGUGCUCCCGAUGUGGUAUGCCAAGCUGCGCGAGUGGCUGGCGUUGGACGAUGCGGACCUGGGCGAGGUUGCCGAGUGGUACGCGUGGUGGAGGGGAUCUCUGCUGCAAGACUUGGCAGAAGUCGAGGGCGUGAGCACGGAGUUGGACAAGGGGUUGCAGAUAAUGAACUUGGUGUAA
Purpureocillium lilacinum is the source of this 2400-nucleotide messenger RNA. RefSeq lists its product as uncharacterized. The record is from RefSeq and is a predicted model, not a curated record. Lineage: Eukaryota; Fungi; Ascomycota; Sordariomycetes; Hypocreales; Ophiocordycipitaceae. Gene Ontology annotation, molecular function: nucleic acid binding. Gene Ontology annotation, biological process: spliceosomal complex disassembly. Gene Ontology annotation, cellular component: U2-type post-mRNA release spliceosomal complex.